Messenger RNA from Brassica napus (rape), 1403 nucleotides. RefSeq names its product NDR1/HIN1-like protein 26. Bases 601 to 1272 code for a protein of 223 amino acids. The record is from RefSeq and is a predicted model, not a curated record. NCBI's taxonomy places the organism in Eukaryota, Viridiplantae, Streptophyta, Magnoliopsida, Brassicales, Brassicaceae. Gene Ontology annotation, biological process: defense response to other organism. The transcript has a single exon.
AUAAAAGUCUUAUUUUCUAAAGCUCCAUCUUUUUAGCUGUAGGAAAUUUUAAAGGUACAGCUCUUAAAGCUAAAUCAAAAAAUCCUACAGACAAAAUUCUAAAGUAAAUUUCUAAAGUUACAACUCAACCAAUCACCCCCGAAACUUCGAAUCUUCCUAACUACAGUUUAUACCAAUUUUAAAAAUUACCUCAAAAGAAAAAAAAAAUCCAUCUGCAUUACUAAUUACGAGCGAGGAGAGGAUCAAAACGAUGUAGAUAAAAUAGUAUUUACCCAUGUCUACUCGAAUUAAAGACCACAUCAAACACUACAGAAAACAUUGUAUCAUAUCAUACCAAAGUCAGGUAACUCGAGAUCUAAAAAUUCGAACUUGGUGGUCAAAUUUGAAAUCUUUGCACAUGCAUAUAAAGAAAAGCAAAACACAAUUCGAUACUUUGUUGUCAAUUCUUUUCUUCCCAGACUGAAAUACCCAUUACACUUUCCAAGGUAUCUUUUGCUUUGUAUUAGCUAUACCACAUACGUUUUUUUUUACUUUUAGUUUACUACAUAAGCCUCACAACCCACAACACAAUUCAUACUAUUUCCUAUUAAUUCCACAAAAAUGCAUAACAAGAUUGGCUCUCUACCGGUCAGAUCCGAUCCAUCAGCCCGGCCUAUAUCCCGUCACAACUCAACGAGCUACAUUGAUCGGGUCAAAGAAAGCCUUACAACAAGAGUGUCCAAAUUCAUAUGCGCUAUUUUCUUAACGGUUUUGCUAUGUUUAAGCAUUGUUUUUUUCAUCUUAUGGAUCAAUCUACGUCCUCAUCGACCCCGUUUCCACAUCAGCGAGUUCUCUCUCCCCGGUUUGGGCAACACUGACGGUUUCGAGACCUCCCAUAUAAGCUUCAAGAUAACGGCUCAUAACCCAAACAAAAAAGUUAGUGUUUACUAUGAUUCCAUGGAAGGAUCCGUUUACUACAAAGAGAAACGGGUCGGGUCGACUAAACUCACUCACCCAUUGUACCAGGACCCGAAGAACAUGAGUUUGAUCGAAGGAGUCUUACGUGGGCCCACAAUGACGGUGAAUAAGGACCGUUGGAAGCAGAUGGGACGAGACAGGAAUCAAGGGAAGGUGGUGUUUCGUUUGGAUGUAGUGUCCGUGAUACGGUUUAAGGUGUACACUUGGCACAGUAAAAGGCAUAGGAUGCACGCAAACUGUUAUGUUGAGGUCGGCUGGGAUGGCAUGUUGCUGAGCCAGACCAAAGACAAGAGAUGUCCGGUUUAUUUCACUUAACCAAAUGUGACACAAUAAUGAUUUGAACCUUUUUUUUUCUUUUUUAUUAAUAUGAUUCCAAUUUGAUUAGUUCAACAUAUCGGCUGUAUUCUAAACAUUUCUUCUAAAUGAUUCCAAAAAUUAUCCUAAAA